Molecule: messenger RNA, 1209 nt
Organism: Aspergillus candidus
Lineage: Eukaryota; Fungi; Ascomycota; Eurotiomycetes; Eurotiales; Aspergillaceae
Exons: 2
Coding region: 49-1032 (327 amino acids)
Source: RefSeq, a predicted model, not a curated record
UUUCUGUCCGCUCUCUCCUCCCCAACAGACCACCUCGUCAAGACAGCCAUGACAUCAUAUGCAGUUCCCAUUGGAUUUCCAACCAUUGGAGGUCGACGCCGAUGGAAACGCCACAAGAAGCUCAGACUUAAGAGUGACCGGGCCAAGCCUUUACCAGCAGUCCGCAAGCGCGCCUUGACGCCGCCCCUACCACCACUGCCCGCUCGACGUGCAGGCAUCGUUCCGUUUCGUAAGGACCGGCGGACUCGUGAACAAGAAAGGGAUCGCGACCAGCAACAAUCUCCGUUAUUUGCGAAACUACCACGGGAGGUCCGGACGUUGAUCUACCGAGAGGUUCUGGCCCCAAAAGACCACCCGGGUCUGCAUGUAGCCUGUGCCGAUGCGCGAUUGUUGAGUCGACGCUGCCGGGACCAAGGGUCGCCACUACCUGGCUGGUCGCACCCGUGCUGGAGUGAGUACCAGAAGAAAGACGGGACGACAGGUCCAAGGUGGAGGGGUGGGGGAUAUGAAACCGAGGAAGAUUCUCCAUACGCCGUUCGGAUGGGGUUGUUACAGUCAUGUCGACGCGUAUAUGCGGAGUCGAUCGAUCUCCUCUACUCCGAAAAUGUCGUCAGCUUCUGCCAAACGCGGACGGUGUCUGAGUUUGAGGGCACCAUACUACCGCACCGCCUCCACAGCAUUCGAUUUCUUCAUCUGACCUUGCCGCUGGAUCUGUACUGGUACGACGGGAAAUUGAAAUCUAGCAAAGGGUUCUAUCCACUCGACGUACCAUUCUACUGGGAAGAGGCAUGGCAGACCAUCCCCAAGUUCAAGUCGCUGCAGCGUCUUAGGGUCUCGCUGGGGAAAAAGCGAAGUAGUCAUCCUGAACCGGAAAUGGGUGGGCUGGUCCAUCUCAUGAAGUCGAUGGUCCCAAUCAGGGUCCCCGAGUAUGUCGUCGACUUCUACUGGCCGGUGGAGGUGGACAAGCUUGUCUCCAUGUUGGGGAACGAGGUGCCCUUUGAAAUCCGCAUCAACGAACCCGUGGAAUACUAGGUAUUUAUUUUGAUGCUCGUUCAGCUUUCCUUCCAUUACAGCCAGUCUUUCAUGUUUUUGUUAUAUUUCAUACAGUACCAUCCAGUUCGAGUUUCGGCACAGUAUCUCAUAUUCACCAAUUAAGUCCAGCGAGAGGUCAAUCAGUAAACACCCCAAAAUCCCCCGACUAGCCGAAAC